AUGGGCGCAGAAGAAGACGGGGAGAGACAAGCCAGCUCCUCGACACAGCCGGCAGCAGCCGAGUCCCAUGAUGGCGAGGCUGUCCUCAAAAAGCUUCAUAUCUUGCCCCUCAAAGAGGCGGACAAGAAGAUCAAAGGCCGUCAGCGAAUGGAUUUUCUUGCAGAGACGUUGCGCCAACUGCGAAAUACGAAAGCGACGGUGUGCUCUGGGGACUUGGUGAGAGCGAAAGAGGCGGACUUCGUGGUCAUCAAGUGUGACCCACCUCAGGGUUGCCUGGGAAUGGAGACAGAUUUCUUUGUUGACGGAGCCCCGGUGAUCUGCUUUCAGAAGAUCCAGUUCAGCGCCUGGGGUCCCAACACACUGAGCUCAGAGGAGCUCUUCAACGAUUACGUCCGGCCAUACUUCAAAGGUGAGUAUUCGCCGUAUGGAACGGCCGGUGUGAAGAGAGUCAGACUGCUGUACACGGGACAGGUCGUCCAGGUGGGCGAGGUGUGCUUACAGGUCGAGGCAACAGAGCCCCAAGGGCUCGGAAUGGUGUCCACGGAUACAGAAAUCUUUGCGAACUGGGACACAACUCCCGAGUUCGAGAAAGUGCAUAUUCUCCCCUUCAUGGACACAUUGCCCAGUGCCUACCAAUACGAGCUGUUUGGAGAUUACCUUAAGCCGUACCUGAUGGCCAAUCAGCACAGGAAGUACCAGCAUGGUGACCUCUUCACGUAUCAGGGCGUGCAGUUCAAAGUUGUAGCUUGUGAGCCCGAUGUGGUCGCUCGAAUCGGGAAGAGUACCACCAUCUUCUGCCAGGGGCACCUGACCCCGACGUUGCGGAACCUUUUGCCCCCGCAUUUGAUGAACCAAGUGGCGCAGCUCCCACAGGGCCUGCAGAUGCUCCUGCUCAGCUCCGAGCGAACCACCAGGGAGCUCGAAGACAUGCUGAACCAUCGGCGAGGGCUCUUCCCGCAAACCAUCGAAGAAAUCGAAUCCUUCACGUGGCAAAUGUUGACCGUGCAAUUCGAAAUUACUGAACUCGCCACCUUGGAUGCCGCGUGGGCCUUUGGCGAGUCGUCGCCCAAAGCUGAGGUCCACGUGGAUCGCCGAUUGAAUGUGAUGGGCAGCGGCUUGCAACACAAGGUUUUCUUCCGCGACUUUCUCGAGCUCAUACGACCACUCUUUGCCACGAGCGACUUUGCCGAGCAGCCUCGAUACAUAGCCGACACAGGAUGUGGUGAUGGCAGCCUCCUGUGCCAGAUCUACGAGUUUGUCAAGCAGCAGACCCCACGGGGACGAGCAUUGAAGGAGUUCCCCUUGACGAUGAUUGGCAUCGACUUGAGUGCAAGCGCUCUUGCUGCAACAGCAGACACGCUGCGGGCAAGGGGUGUGCCCCAUCAGCUGUUGGAGGGUGACAUCGGAGAUCCAGGUGGCCUCUGCAACGAGCUGCGGCGCUUGAACCUGGAUCCGAGGCAGACGUUGCACGUGCGCUCCUUCCUGGACCACGAUCGACCCUUCCGGAUGCCCGCCCAUCCUCUCCGAGCAGGCAGUUCUCGCGACCUCUUCGUGGCCCAUCACUUCGACCAGGCGGUCUACCUUGACCGCUGCGGCAAGGUGAUCAAGCCGGUGGACAUCUACCAAUCUCUGGUGGAGCACUUCGGACGCUGGGCAGAUGCUUCUGGUGAGCACGGUCUCUGCAUUCUGGAGGCCAUGCUGCUGGACGUUCCCAGCACUGCGAAGUACUUCGAUGAGAACGUGUCGUUCCACUUUGACAUUGAGGCGGCUUUGUCGAGGCAGUAUUUGGUUCCUCCCGUUGCCAACUGCAUGGCCUUGGCGGAAGCAGGUCUGUUCAGUUGCACCGGUGAUGCAAGCUCACACUGCUACCCUGAAUCUGGCGAGUACUGCCGCAUCAUGAGUCAGCAUGUCAAGAGGUCCUCCUCCUGUGUGCGCCUGGCCGAGUUUGAUGAUUUGGCCGCCUUGGUCGAACUCCAGCAAGCGGCGAAGGUCACGUCAGCGUUGGAGGCCUCUCCGGAGACGCUGGCCGGGCGCCUCCUUAAGGCACCCCUUGGCGUGCUCGUCGCGGAGCGCGCGGGGAAGCUGCUCGGGGCCGCAUAUACGACUCGCUGCCUUGGCCCUGCCAUCAGCGGAAUCGAAGCCGAGCCUUCGCAGCCCAGUGCUGAUCACGGCGACGUGCUACAACUCGUCGCGCUGCACGCACUUCCGGAGGCGCCAGGAGUCGGCUCGCUGUUGCGUGACUUUCUUCUCCAGCUGGCUUGGGUGGACCCCGAUGUCAAGUCUGUGGUGGGGCUGACGCGCUUCGAUGGUUGGGCAGCUAGCGGCUUGAGUCAAGAAGACUACAUGAGGAGGCAUCUCGAAGGCGAAGUUUCGGACAAGGUUCUGGCCUUUCAUACCCAGCGUGGUGCCGCGGUCGUCAAGCUGGUCCAUGACGCUCGGCCGGCGGACGUGGCAAACCAAGGUGCUGCCGUGCUUAUUCGCUACGAGCCGGGCAGGCCCCAACGGGAGCGCCGCGUCGCAUCUCGAGAAAGCCAGGAAGCCACGGUCGACACAGUGGAAGCCUUCGUCCACGAGCAGCUGGCCAAAAUGAACAUCCAACCUAAGGAUGCGGACUUUGCAGAGCUUGGCCUGGACUCACUGGAGCUUGCAGCACUACGGCGCAGUGUUGAGAAGCGCUUCGGCCUCCACGGAGAUGCGGCAGCCGCGACCGCUCGCGAGCUGGCUACAUCUUGCUUUCAAGGUGGCUCGAAUCUGCAGCGCGCAGAUGCGCGAGCUGUGGUGGAGUCCUUUCUGCUGGACUUUGGUGAAGCAGGCAGCCAGUCGGCUUCGCUGGCAGAAAUGGGCCUGGAUUCGCUGGACAUUGCUCGGCUGCGGGAGCGGCUGCAAGCUCGCCUGUCCGUGCAGCUCAGUGUGGAGGUUCAAGUCUGCACUCCAUGUGUGAAAGACACCAAGGAAAUUCGACUAGUUGCCAUGGCGCGCCGACGCAUUCUUGGCGCUGCUGUGGUCGCGGCAAUGCUGGGAAUCUUCAUGGGCCUCGGCAAGUCCAGGCUCGCCCUUGUCGAGCUGCAAGCCAUGGACCGGAAACUCGAUUUGAAGCGCUUUAUGGGGUCCUGGUAUGUACUUGCCCACAUCCCUGUCAAGCUUGUAAAUGAGCACUUGGCUCACAAUGCUGUGGAAACAUACACUUGGGAUGAGUCGAAGCAGCGGAUUGGGGUCCACUACAGGUUCAAUGAGAAGAGCAUGGACGGCCGCAUCAAUGACAGUUACCAGAGGGGCUGGGUCUGGAACAAGGAGACAAGUGCAGAGUGGCGCGUGUCGCCGAAACUGCCGCUGUUUGGCUAUCUAUUGAGCUACUGCGGUCUCAAGCUUCCGUACAUCAUCGUGGACUGCGCAGACGACUACAGCAAGGCCAUAGUCGGCUAUCCCAAUCGCGCUUACCUCUGGAUUUUGAGCCGCAAGCCUACGGUCUCUGACGCCGAUUACGAGAAGCUGAUUCAGAAGUCCAAAGAGCUGGGAUACGAUGAAGACAAGAUUCGAAAGGUGCCGCAAACGGACGGUGCAGAGGCUUUUCAAGCGCCCAGUUGA
Molecule: messenger RNA, 3585 nt
Organism: Symbiodinium sp. CCMP2456
Lineage: Eukaryota; Dinophyceae; Suessiales; Symbiodiniaceae
Source: the annotation of a GenBank genome assembly